GGCGAUGCAACCCGGAAAAGAAAGGACAGCGCUGGCUGCAGGGGAGCCUUUAGACUGGGACCAGUCUGAAAAUGGCUGCAGCUGGAGGUGACAAGCCCCUCGCCGAGGCCAGCCCGAGCCCUUUAUCUCGCGUGCUGAGAAUCAGUCAGCUGGACGCUUUUGAACUGGAUGGCGCCCUGGAACAGCUCGUUUGGUCACAGUUCGCCCGAUGUUUCCAGCACUUCAAGCCGGGCCUCUUGACCCCCGCCGAGCCGGAGCUCAAAGCCCUCCUCCAGCUCCUCCUAUGGAGGUUCACGGUCUACUCUAACAGCGCCACCGUGGGGCAGACCCUGCUGAACGUGCGCUACCGGAAUGCGCUGAUCCCCGGCCAGAAGUACAGGCCCAUGAGCCGGCAACAGAAGCUGUGGUUUGCCUUGCUGACGGUCGGGAGCAAGUGGCUCAGGGAGCGCUCCCACAGCCUGUUUCUCCUGGGUCGUCCUGCGGAUGCCGGCAUCCAGAAAGCCCGGGGGACUCUGGCUGUCCUCAGUGGCCUGGCCAAAGCAGCCAGCCUGUUCAACUUCCUGCUCUUCCUCCAGAACGGCACCUUCCCCACGCUGACAGAGAGGCUUCUGGGGGUGCAGCCGGUCUUCAGCCGGCCUCAGGGGCCCCGGGACAUCAACUUCCAAUACGUGAACCGCGAGCUGCUCUGGCACGGGUUUGCGGAGUUCCUUAUCUUCCUGCUGCCACUGGUCAACACGUGGAAGCUGAAAUCCAGCCUUUCUGCACUCUUCUCCCUGUCAGAUAAGACGAAAGGUAGCGCGGACGCGGAGACGGCUGGCCGCACUGAGUGCGCCAUUUGCGAAGAGUGGCCCACCAUGCCCCACUCCAUAGGAUGCACCCACGUCUUCUGCUACUACUGCAUCAAAAGCCACACCAUGGCUGACAUCUUCUUCACAUGCCCCAAAUGCAGCGCAGAAUCUACAAGCAUACAGCCAGUCAAGCUACAGAUAGAACUGACUGAAAUGCAUCCAAGCUGACUUUGAAAACAUGCUCAUCCCACAAACAGGGCUGAUUGAUUGGGCUUUCUGUCAGCAGUACAAAUGCGAGUUUCUGUUUGAACACUGGGGGGUUAUCACAGAGAUUGGCUGAUGAAAGAAAGUGCCUCGUGCCUUUGCCGAAAUGAGAGUAUUUGUCGCCAUGAAAUAUGCAAGAAUUCGUACAAAGACCGACUGGAGACAAACUUAAUGAUGUUUAAUUCUAAAUCAACAUUAUUCACAUUGCUAAUUAAUUCCUCUUCAUGAAAGUUUGAUGCAGAGCAGGAUAUCAGAGGUCCACUUUUCUGCAUUCUUAGAUAGAUACAGCGCAGUGCAAAUGAAUAAACAUCAAAACAACUCACUGCUCAAACUGCCUGCACGUUCCAAUUCCCCCCUCCCUUAUGAAGUGCGAAAUUUGCACAAGAUCAAGGAGAGGCCAUGAUAGAAGUAAGGGGUGAGGGUGGGCUGCCAGUGAGUUCACGUAGAUUGACAGACAUCCUAUCCUAAUCUCCUUGGUCCUUCUUAAGACGGCGGUAAACUGUAACAAACCCGAGUAGGACUGUGCAAGUUUUAGGCAUAUAAUGCACUAAUCCUAAUAAUAACUGCAAAGAUGGUUAUUUAUUCUGGCGUUAACCUUCUCCAAUGAGCCGUGCCUCAGGCAAAAUGCACCCGAGUGGGCUCAGGCCUACUGGAAAGUCCCACCUUUUUUUGAUCGUGUGCCCUUAAUUGCUGAUUGCGGAGGCAAUCAAUCACAUCUCCGGGCUGUGAUGGGCCCCGUUGGUUUGCUAGGAUUUUUUUUUUUUUUUUUUCAUUAUUUGGUAAUCGCUCUGCUGAAGUUUUCCGAUGAAGAGAGUCUGAGAGCUGGGAGUGUUCUCAUGUGGCUCCAGCUCAGGUUUUGUCGAUGAGUAAAUGUUCUAGUACAGUCACACUGUAUCAGUCGACUACUGUUAUGAUUGCCCCCAGAUGAUAAUCAUUCAGAUUCAGAUUUAAAGGCAUCAUUGCUGAUACUUAAUAUAUAGUCUGCUGAUAUUUACACAUCUAGCAUAUGCCCCAAUAUAUAGCCACCGCCCACCCCAACACAAUAUCUGUCUUUACAGGAGGUUUGUCAAAGUAAUGAACAUUGCCUUUAGGAUGCUCUUUUAAUGCAUACAAAGAUUAGGCUGUAAUGCACUCAGUGCUGAGCACAUUACACUAAUGUACGUUUAUGUGGCCGCGAUGUGUACAGAUUACUGUAAUUCAGCACUCAUAAGAUGAAUCGCAAAUAUCUUUGACAUUUCAUUUUCUUUUCGGCGCACACAAGCAGGUUAACUUUCAUUUUGGCUCAUGGUGGUUAUAUAACGGCUGAUUACACAAUACUGGAUCUUUAAAGUUAGAUAAGUGUGUGUGUGCAUGUGUGGGCUGCUGAGGAUGACUGUAGAUGACUGUAGAAACAGUGAGUAAGGCAUGAGGGCCUUUUUCCUCACUGAUGGCAUUCCAUCCCUCUAUUCAGAGAGAAGGCACCAACUAACACGUGGCAAAGUGUACAUGCCUUAAAUGUGUUUUUAGUCACCUUUGUGCACUCACAUAGAAGCAUCAUUUGUGAAUUUUGACAGUGUUUGGACUGAUAUUUUCACCUUGAAUUCACACCUGCAUUAUUUUUCUUACCCUCUAGGUGCAUGGAAAUCUCAUUUUAAGGCAUUUAAAUAACUCACAGCGAGAGCUAGCGAGGCUAAAGUGCAGUCUGUGCACAGUGUUAACACUAUGUAGCACCUGAGCUUCCCAAAGUAAACAAUGAGAGAAGUCGAUGUUUUACAGAUUCAAUUUCAAAACUGAUCAUUUUUAUGCACAAGUUUAUCAGAAAUGCACUGUACCUGUAUAAUGUGAAUAAAACAUAUUUCACUUUUGA
Messenger RNA from Astyanax mexicanus (Mexican tetra), 2898 nucleotides. RefSeq names its product peroxisomal biogenesis factor 2 (gene pex2). Gene Ontology annotation, biological process: protein import into peroxisome matrix. Lineage: Eukaryota; Metazoa; Chordata; Actinopteri; Characiformes; Acestrorhamphidae. Gene Ontology annotation, cellular component: peroxisomal membrane. The transcript has 2 exons. Gene Ontology annotation, molecular function: zinc ion binding. The record is from RefSeq and is a predicted model, not a curated record. Bases 72 to 1016 code for a protein of 314 amino acids.